Rhopilema esculentum is the source of this 2125-nucleotide messenger RNA. RefSeq names its product high-affinity choline transporter 1. Gene Ontology annotation, cellular component: plasma membrane. The record is from RefSeq and is a predicted model, not a curated record. Gene Ontology annotation, molecular function: choline:sodium symporter activity. Gene Ontology annotation, biological process: transmembrane transport; acetylcholine biosynthetic process; choline transport. NCBI's taxonomy places the organism in Eukaryota, Metazoa, Cnidaria, Scyphozoa, Rhizostomeae, Rhizostomatidae.
CCCCCUAUAGGGCCUCUUUUGCUAUCGCGGCCGCGUCUUCGCGCUUAAUUUCAUUGCGGAUUGCGGCAUUUGGCUGAUUUUCGCACGGUCUCGCGGCCUUUGGUCCUUCUAUGCACUGACAUGUGGCACUGAUCAGUGGUUCUAAAACGGGGGUACUCGUUUCAUAUUCAAGAACUUGCUACCUCUCAUCCCCUCAACAAGAAUGUGCUGGUUGGUUAAAGUUAUGCCAAGGUUUUUUUGACGAUGGCAGUGAACGUACCAGGUCUUAUAGCCGUCAUAGUAUUCUAUAUUAUUAUUUUCAUCGUUGGUUUAUUUGCUGCACGAAAAAAGAAAUCCGGAGAUGAAGCUGUGGGAGGGGAAGGGGAAGAGGUCAUGCUUGCUGGAAGAAAUGUUGGGCUCUUUGUGGGAACAUUCACCAUGACAGCCACGUGGGUUGGAGGAGGAUUCACUAAUGGCACUGCAGAGUCUGUUUACGUUUCUGGUCUGGUUUGGGCCCAGGCCGCGUGGUGUUAUUCUGCAAGCCUGAUUAUUGGUGGUUUGAUUUUUGCCAAGAAAAUGCGCGAGAAAGGUUAUGUAACAAUGGUAGACCCGCUUCAAGAGAAGUUUUCCCCGUGGAUGGGCGGUCUGCUGUAUAUUCCUGGAUUUCUUGGAGAGAUUAUGUAUGUAGCUGCAAUACUUGGUGCCCUUGGCUCAACUCUUGGCGUCAUCCUUGAUUUGAAUAUCGAUCUUGCAGUUAUAUUUUCUGCAGUGAUUGCUGUGGGGUAUACCUGCUUCGGUGGACUAUAUUCCGUAAUGUACACCGAUGUCCUGCAACUUGGAUUUAUUUUCGUUGGACUGUGGUUAUCGACUCCUUUUAUAAUGAAAAGUGAGCAUGCAACGGUUGCAAGUGAAAGCUGGGUCGGAACUCUUGAGAAGCAGCAGGUUGGAGAGUGGAUUGACCUGGCAUUGCUGCUUACCAUAGGUGGAAUGCCAUGGCAAGCCUAUUUUCAGAGAGUUUUGUCUUCAAAAUCACCUGAAAGAGCCCAAAUCUUGUCCAUCGUUGGAGGUUUUGGGUGUCUUGUGUUGUCGAUCCCUCCAGUUUUGAUCGGUGCUAUUGCAAAGUCUACUGAUUGGUCUUCUUUGAACAUUUCAUUUGAGCUAAUGGAUGACAAUAGCACUCUGGCAGACUCUAGACUGGUUUUGCCGCUGGUUAUGCAGUAUCUAACCCCACAGUGGGUCUCCUUUCUUGGCCUAGGCGCUAUUUCCGCAGCUGUCAUGUCAUCUGCUGACUCGACUGUACUCUCUGCAAGUUCAAUUUUUGGUUACAAUAUCUACAAACUCAUCAUACGACCAAAGGCGUCUGAACGCGAGCUUGUUUGGGUGAUAAGAAUUGGCAUCUUCUUUGUUGGCGCAUUAUCGACAGUCAUGGCGCUCACAAUAAAAAGUAUAUAUACUUUGUGGGCUUUGUGUUCAGACCUGGUCUAUGUCAUUAUGUUUCCACAGCUUCUUUGCGCCAUUUAUGUACCAUCUGUCAACACAUAUGGUUCUUUCCUGGCAUUUGCUAUUGGCCUCAUAUUGAGAUUUGGUGGAGGUGAACCUACUGUAGGUCUUCCUUCAUUUAUCAAGUAUCCUUUGUACGAUGAAAACCUGAAGAAACAGCUCUUCCCGUUUCGAACAUUAUCUAUGCUUGUAUCAUUGGUCACACUCAUUUUGGUGUCGUAUGCUGCCGAGAUUCUAUUCAAGAAAUUUCAGCUGUCAAAGAGAUUUGAUGUCUUUCAUGUAUUUAAAGAAGAAAAGGAGGACACCGUUACACUGAAGCGUUUCAAUGGCAACCAAGAUGAGAUUGUUUCAAAAGACCCAAACGACAAUUCUGCAGCUCACAGGUUCUGAUACUUAUAUAUACCUGAAGAAACUUUGUCUUUUUGUUAAUGGAUACUGAUCAGCUCAGCCACAAGUAUGGCGCUGUACAUAUUGCUGUUGCGAAAAUUGCUUACUGAUUAAUGAUUUUUCUACCUGGAAAUUUAAGCUAGGUUUUAAAAAGCUUAGAGGACAUGUUCGGGGAAAACUACGCUUAUAUGUAAAAUCUAGCAAAAUUGGGGAUUUUUUAAUAGUUGCUGUUUUAACAUUAAAUCGCUUUGAAUUGAAA